Oncorhynchus keta (chum salmon) is the source of this 1413-nucleotide messenger RNA. It is a transcript of the gene cfap119, whose product is annotated as cilia and flagella associated protein 119. Bases 327 to 1181 code for a protein of 284 amino acids. NCBI's taxonomy places the organism in Eukaryota, Metazoa, Chordata, Actinopteri, Salmoniformes, Salmonidae. The record is from RefSeq and is a predicted model, not a curated record. The transcript has 9 exons.
ACGAAAAGUAGGCAUAUUAAUUGAUUGUAGCCUAUUAUUAAUUUGCUAUAAUGAAGCAAAGACAUCCCUUAUAGGCUAUUGGUCUUCUAUUUCUAUGAGAAUUCAAACGAAUUACAUUGCUACAGCACAGAAGCAGCGAAAAGUAUUUAUUUCAAGCUUUUGUGCUUGAAUGUAUUAUGAGGGGGCUUGAGUUUAUUAUACUGUGCGCGCAAUGCAUUGGGAAAUCUUUACUGUUGGUGCGCCACCGGAAAAAAAACACAAAAAAACGGUGUUGCUAGGACACGUUAGAGUAAACAAAAAAAGUGUCAUCUAGCAUUUUUUUGCUGAUGCAAAUUAGUUUCAAAUCUAUUAAUUUAUAUUUAACCAGAGAAAUGAAUUUGGCUGGGAAAAUAAAGGAACCUGACCCCCUGAACCCAAAAGUCUUGCUAUGGGCAGAUGUAAGCUACAGUGACAUGGAGGAAAUUGAAAACACCAAGGCCAUACCAGAGCUAGAGAGAACUCUAUGCUGUGUGCUGGGAGUAAACAUUCCUGAGCCGAGGAGGGGAGUCCUGCUGGAGCUCUAUGUCCACACAGUGCUGUUCUGUAGAGAGAGCAACUUCAACAGGGAGCAGACAUCUGUCCUCCUCUCCAUCGUCAAGAGCAUGCAUCAGGCUAACACUGAAACUCCACUCAACAAUAUGGGCCGUUGCUAUGCAUACUGCAGUGAACUUCUGCUCUGUCACUCUGUCAGGAGGCCUCCCUUCAGUAUCAGCCUGUUCAGCUCUGAGGACGUGACCCAGAUCUUGAAGUAUCUCCUUAACACCUAUUUUAGACAUUACAAUCUGUACAAGUACAUAUUCACCCCUCAGGUUAGACUGGAUCUGUCUUUUUCCUACUCUGGCAUGCCAGACGAAGACCCUGUCACUGAGACUGACGCAGUAUCAUCAGAUGGGUACGGCAAGAAGGAAAACGAGCCAGAGACGGCAGAAGGGGAGCAGCCCAUUGAAGCACUGAACACAGGUCCAGAGGUGGCUAAUACAGAUCCAUCGCCCAAGUCAGAGUUGAGGACGAUAAUACAACAGGAAAUGAGAGAGGAGAUGAUACAUAUGUCAAGGCAACUAGAGCAACGAUUGAAGGAAAGUGCAGAUCGGCUAAAUAGCGCGCUGACUUCACUGGAGACCAAUCUCCAAGGCAAAAAGUAAACAUCAAAGCCUGAUUUUUAUCUAUGCAUUUCAUUCUGUUCUUUGCACAUGCUGUUCUUUGCACUAAAACACGUUAGUCAAAUUUGAGAUAUAGGUUAUUUGUGGGUGUCUGUCAGUAAAGAGAUUGAUUGCGUAAUCAUGUUUUUGUUAACUCCUUUAAACACAAAAUCAACACACAAAUAUUACAAAGUAAAUAGGUUACUUUCAUUAUCAAUAAAACAUUGGUCUUUCA